AUGGUCAAAGAUCAACAGUUGAAGUACCGAAUUUUAGGAGAAAUUCGUACUUUCGAGUCGCAAAUAGCGUUCAAGAAAUUUAAUAAAAGAAGAAAUUUGGCAAGGAAACAGGAGGUAAAUCAGUGUCCAACGUCGCGGGAGGAAGAAAAAGUAGUGUCCUUCAAGUCGAAGGUAGAAAUCAGCAGGCUGGGAGGUCGGUUGAGCGAGGUGGUGGGUCCCGUCGUGGAGGAGGCCAUCGAGCCAGGGGAUGCGACCCCGCUGACGGGACCCUCGAGGGAGACCUCGAUUCCUCGAGCACCCCCACCGCAGCGUGUCACUACACCGAGCCCGCCGAGACCGCCGCCCGCUACGUCCCAGCAUCACCAGAAUCCGGGUCACCCGACCCACAAUCCGGGACCCCAGUCCCAAAAUCCCGGGCAUCACAACCCGGGUCAUUCGCCCCAAAAUCCGGGUACUCCCGACCACAACCCUGGUCACAACCCCAGUCACCAGACUCAUAAUCCGGGAAAUCCCGGCCACAAUCCGGGCAAUCCCGGUCACAACCCGGGAAAUCCCGGUCACAAUCCAGGAAAUCCCGGCCACAACCCGGGCAAUCCCGGACACAACCCGGGCAAUCCGGGCCAUAACCCAGGUAAUCCCGGCCACAACCCGGGUAACCCCGGCCACAACCCGGGUAACCCCGGCCACAAUCCGGGUAACCCAGGUCACAAUCCCGGUAAUCCGGGCCAUCCGAGUCCCGUUCAAGAAGAUCAGAAUCCCGCCGGCCAGCCAACGCAAAAUCCCGGCAAUCCAACGAGUCCAGGACGAGAAGCUCAGAAUCCUCGUCCGAACGUGAGUCGUCAACCAAGUCAGAAUCCAACCAAUCCGCAGAGCGGCAGAGAGCAGGCACAACCGACGAGUCAGCAGCAACCGCAACAACCGCAACAACCCCGCAACCGCAACCGCAACAUUUAG
Messenger RNA from Temnothorax curvispinosus, 954 nucleotides. Its product is annotated as sporozoite surface protein 2-like. The record is from RefSeq and is a predicted model, not a curated record. NCBI's taxonomy places the organism in Eukaryota, Metazoa, Arthropoda, Insecta, Hymenoptera, Formicidae. The transcript is spliced from 3 exons. The coding region runs from base 1 to 954 and encodes 317 amino acids.